AUGUCGACUCAACCACCGCAGGUCCUGUCUCGCAGGACGAACGCUCCGGCUUCUGAGUCUACCAAGAGUAAAGCAACUGCCGACGGCGCGUCUCGCCCCGGUAAGAAGGGCUCGGCUGAGAAGCAUGCUGAGGCUCGGAGCACCAACGACGCAGACACGCCAAAGGCCCCAAAGACCAGAACUCCUCAUGAAGGCGAAAAGGUUAUCAUCCGACGGCUGCCUCCUGGAAUGACUGAGACCGAAUGCGUCUCUAUUCUGGGCUCUGAUUGGGCGGUGGGCAAUGGCAAGGUCGACUGGUUUUCAUACGCCCCUGGCAAAGUAUCUAGCGAGCUUUCAAAGCCAUCUCGUCCCGCUAGAGCAUACAUCCAUGUCAUGCGGAAGGACUACAUCAUGCCGCUAAGCGAAGUUGUUCGAAGUGCAACCUGGGAGGACGCCAAGUGCACCUUCAACAGCCCUUCUCUCAUCGGCCCCCCAGCCCUGGAAAUGUCCAUCUACAAAAAGGUGCCAGGGACAAAGAAGCGGGUAGACGCUCGUCAAGGAACUAUUGACCAAGACCCGGAAUUUAUGGCGUUUCUUGAAGGCCUCGCAAACCCCGUUCCACCCAGGGAAGGCAUCGAGAACGAGGACGUUGAGGAAGCACCAGAAGCCAAGGUUACCACCACGCCAUUGAUUGAGUAUUUGAAGGAAAAGAAGGCAAACAAAGCCAAGGAAGCUGCCGCUGCCAAGAGCGCGAAGCAUUCCAGACAAGAGACCACGACAGCCAAGGGCAAAUCCGGCUCUAAGGAGGAUGAGGGCUCUAAGAAGAAGAGCAAGGAUUCUAGGAGCUCCAAGGCUGAGAAGGCGGCCCCUAAGGAGCCCGUCAAGAUUCUCACUAAGAAAGCUGCUGCAGCUUCCUCUGAAAAGUCUGCCGAGGCCGCCAAACCGGCCGCAAGCCAGACCAGCACGAGCGGCAAUGCUAGUAGUACCACUGAAGCGCCAACCCCCAAGAGCCGCCGUGCCGGUGUUUCCAUUGCCGCCCGUAUGCUUCAGAGAGAUCUCGGUCUUAGUCCAGGUAGUGCCUAUCGACGAGCCCGACAAGAUGCUGCAAAGGCCGAAGCCGGUUCCAAAUCUUCGGCAACCGACAAAGAAAAUAAAGAAACAUCUAGCGCAGCAAACGAGAACCAACCAUCUCCCACACCAUCUUCAAACGAAACGGCGACAAAUGCCCAGACGCCCGCUAAGGACAGCGCUUCCAAGGCACAACAGUCAACUCGUAAGACCCGUGGCGGUAAGAACGCCGACAAGGCCAAGCCAUCGGAAGCAUCCGGAGGGCAGAACCCAACCGCAACUGCACCUGUCAUUCUCAAAAAGAAAAGUGCCGCCAGUGGCGACGCAGAUGCAUCAAAGCCCGCUGCUGAGACGGCCUCCAAGUCUGGUGCCGGCGCGGCAAACGGCCCCAAGAGUGCUUCUGCCAAAUCUGCAGGCUCCCAAAAGAAAUCUGCAGCGGCUGCAUCCGCCAACGCCACUCGCGGCUUUGUCAAGCACGCCAACUCUUCUCAGGGCAUCACGGAGCCCGUGUUGAAACAAGCCCUCGAGGUAUUUGGCACUAUUACGUUCAUCGAGGUGGAUAAGCGCAAGGGCUUUGCGUAUGUCGAUUUCGCAGACCACUCCAGCCUUGCCAAAGCCAUCUCAGCCAGCCCCAUUUCCGUCGCGCAAGGAACCGUCCAGGUCUUGGAGCGCAAGGAUAAGAAACCUGCCGCUCCUUCGUCGGGAAGUGGCAAUGCCGCCGCUGCCGCCGCUCCGUCUACAUCCAACACGGCUAGCAACGGCGCUGCCCCUGAAAAGAGCUCGGGCAGCGGACGCGGAAGACGUGGAAGAGGCGGCAAGGGGGCCGCUGCUACUAACGGCACUCCCAUUGCCGCGACGAGCGGUGGCUGA
Messenger RNA from Trichoderma breve, 1917 nucleotides. RefSeq names its product smg-4/UPF3 family domain-containing protein. The coding region runs from base 1 to 1917 and encodes 638 amino acids. Gene Ontology annotation, biological process: positive regulation of translation; nuclear-transcribed mRNA catabolic process, nonsense-mediated decay. Gene Ontology annotation, cellular component: nucleolus; cytoplasm. Gene Ontology annotation, molecular function: mRNA binding. Lineage: Eukaryota; Fungi; Ascomycota; Sordariomycetes; Hypocreales; Hypocreaceae. The record is from RefSeq and is a predicted model, not a curated record. The transcript is spliced from 3 exons.